CCUGGCUGUUCUUGCAACAAAAAUCAUUGGAACCUACAGGAGUAGAGACAGAUAUACGUUGUGAAAUCUUCUCCUUAGAAGACUCGGUAAGUCUCUGGUGAUAAAGUAAAAAAGUAGUAUCUUGCUACUAGGUUAAAGUUUAUACUUGGAGGGGACCGUAGAAUAUUUUUAAGCUGGAGAAUGACUUGGUAAGUAAGACCUGUGCUAAAGCUGAAGGAUACUUUUACUUACAUUUGUGUUAAACAUAGAUUGGAAGUGAAAGGACCUAGAUUGUGAGUGAUCAAUUAGGGGAUGUUAGACUAAUCCAGGCAAACACUGAAAUGGGUGGUGGUAGUGUAGGAGUAGUGAAACUAUGUGUUAAUGUCCUGGAUGAAGGGCUGGGUUUAUGGGGCAAAAUGAAAGUGGUAGUAUCUUCAGUAUAUUGGUUAAUGGAAAAAGUAUCAUUAGAAAUUAAUUUUUCUAUAUUGACAAGCAUUCCUAGUAACUCCCGCAUUAGACUUACAGUAAUUUAUCCAUUUUCUGAGAAAAAGGAAAGGAAUAAAACAAAUUAUAAUUCAAUGAACUUCAAGUCCAAUGAAAAUUCUAAAUUGUUAAAGAGCUAGUUGGUGAAUGUCUAGAAAGGGAAGCAGUGAUUACAAAAAUUUAAUAUGAUUUCUUAAAGAAUUACUACAGACUAACUUAUUUCCUUUGUUGAUUCUUACAAACUGGUAGAUGAGAGGAGUGUUGUAAUUAUUACUUAACUAGGUUUUUUUGAAGUUUUUUAUAAAGCAUGUCAGUGUUGUUCUUGUGGAGAAGAUGGACCUAUGUAAACUAGAUAAUAGAUUCAUAAGUUGUCAGAUUGCUUAAACUCAGAAUUAAUGGUACAAUGUCAAUAUAGGAUAAUAGCAUAGAAAGUGGAAGAGACCUUUGAGUUCAUUGAGUCCAGUUCUCUUAUUUUAUAAAUCAGACAAUCAGGGAGGUCAGGUAACUUGCCCCAAAUUGUAUAGCUAUUAUGUGUCUAAAACAGUUUUCGAAACCAGGUCUUCUGAGAAUGGUAAGAGGUUGGUCUCCUAUGAAACAUUCCAGAAAAUUGUGUUUGGCUUUGUGCUAAUUGACAUUUUAUCAAUUACUUGGUUAAAGGCAUACAUGGUAUGUUAGAUUUGCAGAUGCCACUAUGGAAAACUAAAUGACAAGAUUCAAAAAGACUUUGGCAGAUUAGAGAAUUAGGCUGAAUCCAGUAAGAUGGAAUUUAGUAAGGAUAGAUACCAAAUGUUAAACUUGAGUUUUUUUUAAAAAAUCAGCUUAACAAGGAGCAGAAGAUGAAAAGGCAGGGCUAGAUAAUAGUUUGAAAAAGAUAUGAGGUUAUUGGUCAACUGCAGUUCAACUUCAUUAUGAGUCAUCAGUGUGAUAUGGUAACCACAAAACCUGAUGUGAUCAUAGGCUGUGUUAAAAGAAAUAUACCUUCUAGGAACAAAGAAGUAAUAGAAUAGUUACACUGUAUUGUCCUCAUACCUUAUCCUCAUGACCUUAUCUGAAGAGCUGUGUUCGAUUUUGUACAACACAGUUUAAGGAUAUGGAUAAGGGGGUGAGUCUUCUAGAGGAAGCUGGAUACCUCCUUGUUGAGCUAUGCUAUAUUGGAGUUUCGUUCAGCAAAUUCGUGAAUAGGUCAUGGCACGCUUAACAAAGAGACGACAAGCUGAUACAAAAGCUAUCCAGCAUCUUUGGGCAGCAAUUGAGAUUAUUCGAAACCAGAAGCAAAUUGCUAACAUUGAUCGCAUUACAAAGUAUAUGUCUCGAGUCCAUGGUAUGCAUCCAAAAGAGACAACACGUCAGCUGAGCUUAGCAGUGAAAGAUGGGCUCAUUGUUGAGACCCUAACUGUGGGCUGCAAGGGGUCUAAGGCUGGUAUUGAACAAGAAGGCUAUUGGUUACCAGGAGAUGAGAUUGACUGGGAAACAGAAAAUCAUGAUUGGUAUUGUUUUGAAUGCCAUUUGCCUGGAGAAGUGUUGAUAUGUGACCUGUGUUUUCGAGUUUAUCAUUCCAAGUGUUUAUCUGAUGAGUUCAGGCUUAGAGACAGCAGUAGCCACUGGCAAUGUCCGGUUUGCAGGAGUAUUAAGAAAAAAAAUACAAGCAAGCAGGAGAUGAGCACAUACCUGAGAUUCAUUGUUUCCCGCAUGAAGGAGCGGGCUAUAGAUUUGAACAAAAAGGGGAAAGACAAUAAGCACCCAAUGUACAGAAGAUUGGUACAUUCAGCUGUUGAUGUUCCCACAAUACAAGAGAAAGUGAAUGAAGGAAAGUACCGAAGUUACGAAGAAUUUAAAGCUGAUGCUCAACUUCUUCUCCACAACACAGUGAUUUUCUAUGGAGCGGACAGUGAACAAGCUGACAUAGCCAGAAUGCUCUAUAAAGAUACAUGUCAUGAGCUGGAUGAACUGCAGCUUUGCAAGAACUGUUUCUAUUUGUCAAAUGCACGUCCUGACAACUGGUUCUGCUAUCCUUGUAUACCUAAUCAUGAGCUGGUUUGGGCCAAAAUGAAAGGUUUUGGAUUUUGGCCAGCCAAAGUCAUGCAGAAAGAGGACAAUCAAGUUGAUGUUCGCUUCUUUGGUCACCAUCACCAAAGGGCCUGGAUUCCAUCUGAAAAUAUACAAGAUAUCACAGUUAACAUCCAUCGAUUGCAUGUGAAACGCAGUAUGGGAUGGAAAAAGGCAUGUGAUGAGUUGGAACUACAUCAACGCUUCCUGCGUGAAGGAAGAUUUUGGAAAUCUAAAAAUGAAGAUCGAGGUGAAGAAGAAGCAGAAUCCAGCAUCUCUUCUACCAGUAAUGAACAGCUGAAAGUCACUCAGGAACCAAGAGCAAAGAAAGGCCGGCGUAAUCAAAGUGUGGAACCCAAAAAAGAAGAACCAGAGCCUGAAACUGAAGCUGUAAGUUCCAGCCAGGAAAUUCCCACAAUGCCUCAGCCAAUAGAAAAGGUUUCAGUCUCAACUCAGACCAAGAAGUUAAGUGCCUCUUCUCCAAGAAUGCUGCAUCGGAGCACACAGACCACUAAUGAUGGAGUGUGUCAAAACAUGUGCCAUGACAAAUACACCAAAAUCUUUAAUGAUUUCAAAGACCGAAUGAAAUCUGAUCACAAGCGGGAGACUGAAAGGGUUGUACGAGAAGCACUGGAGAAGCUGCGUACUGAAAUGGAGGAAGAAAAAAGGCAAGCUGUAAAUAAAGCUGUGGCCAAUAUGCAGAGUGAGAUGGACAGGAAAUGUAAACAGGUAAAGGAAAAGUGUAAAGAAGAAUUUGUAGAGGAGAUUAAGAAGCUAGCAACACAGCACAAGCAACUGAUUUCCCAGACCAAGAAGAAGCAAUGGUGCUACAACUGUGAAGAGGAAGCCAUGUACCAUUGCUGUUGGAAUACGUCCUAUUGCUCGAUCAAGUGUCAGCAGGAACACUGGCAUGCUGAACAUAAACGCACCUGUCGCCGAAAAAGAUGAAAGCUGUAUAUUCCUCCUCCUCAAGAGAGAGAGAGCGAGAGAGAGCGAGAGAGAGAAUCACCCCGAUGAUUUCUAUUCUCAGACAAAGCGGUUUUUGUUUCCAAGAAGCCAAAAUUGUUUAGAAUUUGCUUCCCAUUUUGCACCAGCCUUUAAACACUUUUCGUGAAGAAAUUUUGCACAGUAGUUUAAAUCUUCUGUUCAUGCUCCUCCAGAUUUUGUCAGUAAGUAAGAUUAACAUCAGUGGAGGGUAUUUUAAGGGUUAUUUUAAAUGAAUUUUAAUUGAGGAUUUGUUGCAUUUUCAGCAAAUUUUAAAACAUUUUUAGGUUUUACAGAGAUUUUAACCUUUAAACAACAGAUCUUUAAAAAAAACAGGUGAAUAUAAGUGAGUUUAACAAAGAAACAUUUAAAAUAGAUCUGAAUGUAAGAAAUAUAGAACUGUUUCAGAAAUAAAACAUACUACCUUGAUGUAACAUUUAUUUCUUAACCUUGUUGAGCUGGUUUUGUUCAGCUUAAUUUACUGUUUAAAGGCAUUAUCUAUUGGUUAUGCCAGUGGGUAUAUGAUUGAAUUUAGGGAACAGGGUUGACACAGCAGGUGCUAGUCCUGCAUAUUUUUUCUUAAAUAUUUCCCAAUUGUGUUUUUCAUUAUUUCUUUUCAAUAUAUAACUUUUAUAACAAAUUAUUAGCUUUGAUCUUGUAGUUUAAAAUUGCAGGGAACUGGGGUAAUCUUUUACUGAGCUGGAUCUUAGAGAAAAUGAAUAUUUAAAUUUUAAAGUUUGCACAUUUCAUUCUUGUCCUAACACGAGUGCUUGUAACAAAACAAGGAAAAGCCAAAAACUACCUUUAUUCAUACAUGAAAUUUUAGAUGAGGCAUACAAAUUUCUUUAAUGCUUCCCUUCCCUCCCCAAAUAUCAUCUGACUGCCUAUUAUCUGGUGUCACCUAGUCCAUUGUAAGUUAAUAUUCAAAGGAAAGAAAGCACUUAAGUGUCACAGAAGCCGUUAUGUUUGUAGUAAUGGGUCAUUGCCUGUUAAUGAGCUCCAUCACUGUACACAGAAUGAAGAAUAAUGCAUGUUAAUUUUCUUGUAUUAAAGAUGCCGUGAUUUGUAAAAAGUCUGUAUUUUGAGGAAUGUCUGGAUUAAGAAGCAUUACCAAUAGGAAUGGAUCGAUAGUUGAAUAAUGAGUUUUUUUAUACAUAGCUAUAUAAAUCACAUCCAGUAAAACUUAAAUUUCUUUUCUUUUAAAAAGUCUCAUAAUUUGUUUUUUAAAAGGCUGAUUGAUCUUAGACCAAGUCAAAUUCCCUUUAUCAUCUAGCUAUUUUUGAGAAGUUAGAGAAAUAAUUUGUAAAUAUUUAUUUAGAUCUUUGAUAUUUAUUAAAGCAAUUACACACAAUGGAAGUGAAAUAAUAAGGAGAAAAGCCUUUUUAAAAGUUUUCUCUGGGUUUCGUCAGGGUCACUCUAAAUACAAAAAUCUAACUCAACUUUCUUUGAAAAAAAAAUCCAAACCUAAUGUUGUUGCAGAUGGUGGUGACACAACUUAAUUGACCAGCAACUGCCAAAUAAUGCACAAUAUUUUGCAGAAAUGACAUAGCAGCCCUAUUCAAAACAACAUGCUAAAUUACACAGUAACUUGCAUUAUUUCUUGUUUCUGUGUAAUUAAUCCAUGUUGCCAUUUUGCUGUGGCACUGGUGAGGUCCAUCAUAGUAGAAGAAAAUUAAUCUUUCAGUUAUUUUACAAAUUCCCAAACUUCGAUCCACCCCUAUGAAAGCAAGUUAUUGUGGAAAUAUUUUUGGUGUAAAAUCAUUCCAGAGUAUGUACUAUUUAACUGAUAGCUGCAUGAAAGUAAGAUUCGUGUUACUUUGGCUUUUUCGUCUCUGUUGACACGGUUGCACAUUUCCAAGUUACUACAGCGUGAAAACUGUGUGUUUAAAAAAAACAAAAAAAAAAAAACAAAAAAAGACAUUGUGGCCUGGUUUUGUAUAAGUUUUAGGUAAAAUUACAAUUGAUUGUUUUAGGAAUCAUUAUUAAAAAUUAAUUUUCUGCAAAUCAUAAAGCUAUAUUACGGUGUUGAGCUUAGCCACUAUGCACAUUGUAAUUAUUCAUUGUGGCUGUCCAGUUCUAUGAUGCAUUCUGGCAUUUUGUAAGCUGCUCUGACUAGCAAUAUAUAGAGUCAUUUAAUGUGUUAACAUUGGUUAAUAAAUGUAUUUAAAAAAAUCACUGGCUUAAUAAAGUGUCAAUCUAGUUCAGUCCCCUGCAUCUAAAUACAACUGCAGCUGAAUGCUGAUUCUGUAUUAUGGGUCAUUUACUGGCAACCAUUUUCCUUAUAAAAGAAUAAUUUUAUUAAAAUAAUUCUCCUACAAACAACAUCUAUUUAAAUCAAAACUGCAUUCACAAUUUUUUAAGUUGUGUUUUCUACCAUGGUUAACAAGAGGAUAUAUGCAUAUAUAUGCAUUGAGGAACCUGAUAAAUUCAGUGCCGCCAUAUUUAGAUUUUUUUCAGGAAAACUGUUUUGGUUAAUAAAACUAUAAUCUAAGAAAGUUGGUCUGGUUUCUGCAUCAUGCAAAACUGGGCAAACAAUUAAAAAAAUGUUUGUUAGCAAAGAAUUAAACUCAAAGCUUUUUUUUUUUUUAAGAUUUUUUUCCCUUUAAUUUUCUAUUCAAUGUUCUCUUGACUAUUUAACUAAGGCACAACAAAUUUGAAUCAUCUGCCAGGAAGUCCUUACUUUUAAGUUACUGGGAUUAGAAUGUUGUUAUUUCAGCUAAAAAACAGAAAUGCUUAUUCUUUUAGGAAUUGUGCUGUCAUUGAAAUUUGUUAACACGUAUAUAUGGGAUAUGUUCACAUGUAUGUAUUUGUGUCAUUUCUUGGGCCAUACCCUUUCUUCUUCUUCACCCUGCUACUCUCAUCCACAGGUGGAGGAGAUCCCAUUGAUCCCAAAGGGAACUCCAGCUGCAGGACAUGUCCAGAGAGGAAGGAAAAUCCUCAUUGUAAUCACUUCCAACAUUCAUUGUUUGACCAUUUCUGUGUAUUAUCUUUGGAUCUCUAUAUAGUGUGUGUCACAAAAAAAAAAGAAAGAAAUGAAAGAAAACAUCAAAAAGAAUUUAUUUCUUUGUAAAUUGAAUAUAAAACACAACUCUUGGAUUCUCA
Molecule: messenger RNA, 6594 nt
Organism: Monodelphis domestica (gray short-tailed opossum)
Lineage: Eukaryota; Metazoa; Chordata; Mammalia; Didelphimorphia; Didelphidae
Source: RefSeq, a predicted model, not a curated record